GUUGCAACAUGUUCCUGUAGAGAGUCACCCGUAAAGGAAACUCUGAGCAGACUUCACAACAGUGAGGUUGUGUCAGACAUCAUGGGAGACUCGGACACGGCCGGACGGGCCUUUAGUCGCAGGAGGGCCGGUUUCUCUGCGGACGGGAGGUCUGCGGCGGCGUGUCGGAGCUCAGGGACCGCUGACGGUACCCGGGACAAGGGCCACGGAGAACGGGACCGGUCCCUGGAGACAGUCCGGUCCAAGUCAAAGGGUGAAGAACACAAAGCUCGGAGCGACAUCAGUGACAGACUGACUUGUCAUAAGACACAGGAGUCCCUGCUGAGUUCAACCAGUGGUUACAAUAACUACAGAGGAAUCCUCAACUGGUGUGUGGUCAUGCUGGUGUUGAGUAAUGCUCGCCUCUUCUUAGAAAACUUGUUAAGGUACGGGGUUUUGGUGGACCCUAUUCAGGUGCUUUCCUUGUUUCUGACUGAUCCCUACAGCUGGCCAGCAGCAUGCCUGGUAAUUGUGUCCAAUGUGUUCGUUCUGGUGGUUCUCUACACAGAAAGGCAGCUGUCGAAGGGUUCACUCACUGAACUUGUGGGAUUUCUGGUCCACUGCAUUAACAUGACAAACAUGCUAACACUCCCUGCAGCAGUGGUUCUAUUGGUCCCUUCCAUGACCCCAGUUGGCGGUGCCUUCGUUCUUGGUACCUACACCAUCCUCUUCCUAAAGCUUUACUCCUAUAAGGACGUCAACAAGUGGUGCAGAGAGCUGAGCACGGUCAAAGCCAAGAAAUUGGCCAGGUCGGUGUCUUGUCCCUCAGUACAGCACCUCAAUGGAGGCGACUGUAAGGUGUGUUACCCUGGCAACCUCACGAUCAGAGACAUGUACUACUUUGUCUUUGCUCCAACUCUGUGCUACGAGCUCAACUUCCCUCGCUCUCCUAAUGUUCGCAUGAGUUUCCUGCUGAGGAGACUGUUGGAGAUGCUGUUCUUCAUCCAAAUGUUAGUUGGUCUCACUCAACAGUGGAUGAUUCCCAUCAUUCAAAGUUCCAUGAAACCACUAGAGGACAUGGAUCUGUCCAGGAUGACUGAGAGACUUCUAAGAUUAGCUGUUCCUAAUCACUUGCUGUGGCUGAUGUUUUUCUACGGGUUCUUCCACUCGUCCAUGAACUUCACCGCUGAGCUGCUGCGUUUUGGAGACAGACAGUUCUACAAGGAUUGGUGGAACUCUGAGACGGUGACAUAUUUCUGGCAGAACUGGAACAUCCCUGUACACAAGUGGUGUCUAAGACACUUUUACAAGCCGCUGCUUAGGAGAGGAUUUAGUAAAAUAGUCAGCCAAUCAGCUGUCUUCUUCUUGUCGGCUUUCUUCCAUGAGUACUUGGUCAGUGUUCCUCUCAGGAUGUUCAGACUUUGGGCCUUCAUGGGCAUGAUGGCACAGCUCCCAUUAGCCUGGAUUGUUGGUCGCUUCUUGCACGGUAACUACGGCAACGCUGCGGUGUGGAUCUCAAUCAUCAUUGGUCAGCCAUUCGCCGUCCUGAUGUACGUCCACGACUACUACGUCCUGCAUCACAGACAGGAGGCUGACUGAUGUGCACAUACACACACACACACACACACUGAUCAUAGUGUGUUUAAAUUAGACAUCUUGGCCAUCUUAUCGCAUCGAAUUUAAUGUUUUUCUUCCUAUAAAAAUGUGUCUUUAAGUUGGGAAAGGAAAGAAUAACUCAAACAAAAAAAAAAUUGAAUCUUGAAACAACACUGUAGAGUAGGGUGGAAGGCCUCUCAAGUGAUAUAAUUAUGCAGCUUUCACUCAGGUGAUUUUUCUUCUCUGAUGGGCAGCUUGGGUACUGUAUGAUGUUUUGUUCCUCUUUGGCUGUGUUCAUGGCCAGUAUAAUGACUGUGGCUGCAUUUAUCAAUUGACUUCAUGAUUGAAGUGCUUUAAUAAAGUUGUUUUUAGAGAUUUAUGAUCCACUGUGUUUCCUCUUCAUGAGCCAAAGGGGCUUAAUCUCUCUGGUUUUAAUGUAAAUGGAACGCCACUAAGAAGAAUUGAUGUAUGCUGGUACUAUUUUAUUAAUGUACGUUUUUUAUGUAUGAUGUUUUACUUUGUCAGUUAUAAAAAGGCCAGCUUACUAUAUGUCUGUAUUUUUUCUUUUUACCUUAGUGCCAUUACAAUAAUACAGCACACAUCCGAUUGUGCAUUACAUUUUGUGUAUUAUUCUUAUUUUCUUAUUAGGGGAAAAAACAGAUGGUACGCAAAAUCACUGAAUUAGUAUGUUUUUAUUGUCAUGCUGCUAUCUCAUUGGACUGUUGCCAAGUAAUGUCUAAUGAUGCGUCUAAAUACAAUCUGUGUGUCUGAUAAUAAACAU
This is a messenger RNA of Anoplopoma fimbria (sablefish), 2356 nucleotides long. RefSeq names its product diacylglycerol O-acyltransferase 1b (gene dgat1b). The record is from RefSeq and is a predicted model, not a curated record. Bases 82 to 1578 code for a protein of 498 amino acids. The transcript is spliced from 17 exons. Gene Ontology annotation, cellular component: endoplasmic reticulum membrane. NCBI's taxonomy places the organism in Eukaryota, Metazoa, Chordata, Actinopteri, Perciformes, Anoplopomatidae. Gene Ontology annotation, biological process: triglyceride biosynthetic process. Gene Ontology annotation, molecular function: diacylglycerol O-acyltransferase activity.